UUUCCAGUCCGGACACUUUCACCCCCUUCCAUUCCGGGACACUUUCACCCCCUUCCGGUCCGGACACUUUCACCCCCUUCCAGUCCGGACACUUUCCCCCCCUUCCAGUCCGGGCACUUUCACCCCCUUCCAGUCUGGACACUUUCCCCCCCUUCCAGUCCGGACACUUUCCCCCCCUUCCAGUCCAGACACUUUCACCCCCUUCCUGUCCGGACACUUUCACCCCCUUCCUGUCCAGGCCAAUUUUCAGCUUUCAGCGCUAUCACACUUCGAAUGACAAUUGCGCGCGGUCAUGCAACACUGUACCCAUAUGAAUUUUUGUAGCAUUUUUU
Messenger RNA from Staurois parvus, 332 nucleotides. The record is from the annotation of a GenBank genome assembly. NCBI's taxonomy places the organism in Eukaryota, Metazoa, Chordata, Amphibia, Anura, Ranidae.